Nannochloropsis gaditana CCMP526 is the source of this 300-nucleotide messenger RNA. RefSeq lists its product as uncharacterized. The transcript has 3 exons. The record is from RefSeq and is a predicted model, not a curated record. Bases 1 to 300 code for a protein of 99 amino acids.
AUGAAGCACGCCAUGACCCCGGAGAAACUUCGAGUUCAUGAAGCGGACGAUGAUGAAGAACAGCAUUUGAAAGGAGAAUUCUACGACACCGAGGGCAGAAUAUCUACCAAUGUUGGCAUGCAGUCUCUGGAAGACCACAAUCGUGAAAUACAGAGAACCAUCGAGGCAUUCAGGAGUGCCUCCCAUACUCUGAGCGUCCGCUCCUUGGGCUCGGAAGGAAAUUCGAAGAGCCAAGUGCCAAAUUUGCAAAGCGUGUUCGACAGCUUGCAGAUCACUUCACAGGAGGGCAAGGUAUCUUGA